UUGCUUGCACCAUGUCUCAGGCUGCAACAUCUGCCUUGUUCCCCCUCCGCUCGCGGUUGUCGCUAUAAGGUGGGAGAAACCAAUUAGCCAAGCUAGUGUCAGUACUCACAACACCGUCCAUCCAUAUAUCCACCCUCCCUCACAAUUUUUCACGUAAACAAUCAACCAGACAUGUCCACCAGUGUAGGUUUCUUGAGCACCAUCUCCCCCUCCGCAUGUCCCCUCCAAGAACGCCGCUCCGGCGCUGCCCCGUGCCGCCGCCUCAUCCGGCCCCGUGUUUCCUGCCACAGCAACGGUGACGCCCGGCAGCCGCCACCAUCAUCGCUGCUGAUGGACCGGCGCGACGUGCUGAUCGCGCUAGGCGGGCUGACCGGCGGCACAGCAGCAGCAGGCAAGAUGGCUCUGGCGUCGCCGGUCAUGCCCCCGGACCUCGCCAAGUGCCACGACGCCAAAUCCUCUGGGCUGGGCGACAACCUCAAAUGUUGCCCUCCCUAUACCAGCGCCGACAUCGUCGACUACACCUUCCCGGAGACACCGCUCCGGGUGCGGCGUGCCGCGCACCUGGUAAUUAACGACAGCGAGUACAUGGAGAAGUACGAGGAGGCGGUGAAGAAAAUGAAAGAACUGCCGGAGAACCACCCUUGGAACUUCUACCAGCAGGCUCUAAUUCACUGCGCAUACUGCAACGAAGCCUACGACCAGGUGGGCUUCCCCGGGGUCCCCGUCCAGGUCCACUACAGCUGGUUAUUCCUCCCCUGGCACCGCUACUACCUCCACUUCUACGAGCGCAUCCUAGGCAAGCUCAUCGACGACGACACCUUCACCCUCCCAUUCUGGAACUUCGACUCCGAUGACGGCAUGACGAUACCAGAGAUCUUCACCAACGACACCUCGUCGCCUCUCUACAACGCCAACCGGGACACCUCCCACUACUCGUCGGCCAUCCUCGACUACAAGUACAGCUACGGCAACACGGCGGGAAGCGGGGAGACAGGGAACGCGCUGGUGCUGGCCAACCUGUGCUACAUGAAGAAGACGUUCAAGCAGUCCCUGCCGCUGGCGGAGCUAUUCAUGGGGGACCCUCUGCGGGCUGGGCAGGAGGCGGAUACUACCAAUGGGUUCGGGCAGCUGGAGAGCAUCCACAACGCCAUCCACAUGUGGGUGGGCACGCCAACAUCUCCCCACACUGACAUGGGCGACUUCUCAACCGCCGGCAGAGACUGCAUUUUCUUCAGUCUCCACGCCAACGUCGACCGCCUCUGGCACAUCUACCGCAUGUUCCGUGGCAACAAGGUCGAGUUCACCGACACGGACUGGCUCGACUCCACAUUCAUCUUCUACGAUGAGAACGAGCAGGUUGUCCGAGUUAAGGUGAGAGACUGCCUGAAGCCGAACAAGCUUAGGUACAUGUACGAAGAAGUGCCGAUCCCAUGGAUGAACAAGCUCAACUGCGUUAAGACCACGGAGAUUAAGGAAAAGACGAAGACGGAGCUGUCUCUGGUGCGUGUGGGACCGUUCGGCUCGGAGCCAAGGGAGCUGUCCCAGACGGCGCUGCGAGUGAUGGUGCCGAGGCCAAAGAAGAGCCGCAGUAAGACAGAGAAGGAGGAGAAGGUGGAGGUGCUGCUGAUCAAGGACAUCUCGGUCGAUACCGAGGGGCCGGCACGAUUCGACGUGUACAUCGCGGCGCCCUACGGCGACCUGGCUGGGCCCGACUAUGGGGACUUUGCGGGGACCUUUGUGAGGCUGCCGCACAAAGGGAUGAAGGGCAAGGAGAGGAAGGGCUCCCUCAAGCUGGGGAUUACCUCCCUGCUGGAAGACCUGGAGGCCGAGGACGCCGAGAAGCUGGUGGUCACGCUGGUCCCUCGAGUCGGCGAGUUCACGAUUGGGGGGGUUCUGAUCAAGCUGCUGCAGACCGACAACCCCAGACUUCUCUAAAGCGUGAAUUAUCUGUCGACUAAUAGCUGGAUUUCUGUUCCGUUCCCUUGCAUUGCGUGGCAUUUGCUUUUUGGAGUGAUUUGUCUUUAUCUCAACAGUUCGCUUCCGUAUGGCGCGUCCGGUGGCGCAGCUAGUGGGUCAUGAGCUGUCGUCGUCCUCUUAUGAAUAAUCCAUACAUAUGCUGUAUGUUGCUCCAGCUUCUAGUCC
Molecule: messenger RNA, 2142 nt
Organism: Elaeis guineensis (African oil palm)
Lineage: Eukaryota; Viridiplantae; Streptophyta; Magnoliopsida; Arecales; Arecaceae
Product: polyphenol oxidase, chloroplastic
Biological process (GO): pigment biosynthetic process
Molecular function (GO): catechol oxidase activity
Source: RefSeq, a predicted model, not a curated record